UCAUGUCAGCUGACUAAACAAGAUGUAAGCGGGCUGCGUCAUUUCGGACCACUGAAGUCCAAUUUGGCUAAUCUUUGCCUUUUAAUUCACAUGGGUGGAUUAACCAUACUUCUAUGAGUCUUUGUUUGGACUCAGAUUGCUAGCCCCUUCGAUUCCAAGGGGGUUGGAAUUAGCUGUAAAUGGCUAUGAUAGCUAGUGCUUAGUUUUACUGUUUUUCCUCUGUGUUUUUAGACAGUAUUAGUGGAAAUAUGUAUGUGAAGGAAUGUAUCGUGUCUGCUCCUGGAAAGGCUAUUCUUCACGGAGAGCACGCAGUUGUACACGGAAAGGUUGCACUUGCUGUUAGUCUGAAUCUGAGAACAUAUUUGAAGUUGAGAGCCACCAACACUGGUAAAGUUAGCAUUAACCUCCCAAACAUUGACACCUUUCUCUGCUGGGAUGCUUCUGAAUUGAAGCAGCUUAUACAACAUUCAUGUGGGAAGCAGGAGGACGUAAAACGUCUUGAUGCCGAACUUGUGAAGAGACUUCGUGAAUUUGUCGGUGUUGCAGAUGGAAACUUGGAUACAAGCAAUAUGGCCACCUUGGCGUUCCUCUACAGCUACCUUUGUCUGUUUGGAAAAGGGGAGCUGCCAAGCUUGACAAUUUCAGUGUGGUCAGAGCUGCCGACGGGUGCGGGACUGGGCUCGAGUGCCGCCUACUCGGUGUGUUUAGCUGCAGCUCUGCUUUGUGCUAGUGGAGCCAUUUCCAGUCCUCUCAAAGAGUGGGACCACACUGCCAGGUGGUGUCAGGAGGACCUAGAGCUGAUCAACAGCUGGGCCUUCCAAGGCGAGAUGAUCAUCCAUGGUAAUCCUUCCGGAGUAGACAACGCUGUAGGGACAUGGGGAGGCAUGCUGAGGUUCUUGGCCGGGAGGAUAAUACCACUGAGCAGGGUGCCAUUAUUAAGAAUCCUCCUCACUAACACUAAAGUGCCACGUAGCACAAAGUUUCCCACAAUUAUGACCUCUGUGCUCGACUCUGUUGAUGCCAUUUCCUGCACUUGUGAGAAAAUACUCCUAGAGAUGACAUGUGAGCCAAUCACAGGAGAGCACUACAAUGUUUUAGAGGAGCUCAUUGAUAUCAACCAACAUCAUCUGAAUGUAAUGGGGGUGGGACAUCCUGCCCUGGAUACUCUGUGUCGGGUCACGCUCGCGAGGGGUCUACACAGCAAGCUAACAGGCGCAGGUGGAGGGGGCUGUGGCAUCACUCUUCUGAGACCAGAAACGGACACCGCAGUAAUCCAGAGUACAAUUCAGGACUUGAAUGACUGCAACUUUGAUUGCUGGGAAACAAGUAUUGGUGGUCCUGGUGUCCAAAUACAUUCUCCCCGCUCUCUAAAGGAGGACAUUUUAGGGACUUUAAACCGUUUUUGAGACGCCCCUGAGGCCAUGGAUAUGCAAAUGAAGACUUUUUACAUUCAUCAUGAUUUCAGGUAUGCAGUAUGUGCUCAUCUGGGGAAAUAAGCCAAGGGACAUUUUCACAUCAAGUAACUGGACCAGUGUUAAUCGUGCAUCUCGUUCAAUGAUAAACACGUGUAGUAAACUUUGUCCGCCAGAUGGCGAUAGAGUUCUACACAUUCUUUAUAAUGGAGAGUUCUUGACUAAUGUUUGCUGAAGUACAGUAUUGCACUCUUUGAUUUUACACUACUCAACUGAUCAUGUAUGUGACGACUAGAUGAGUUAAACAUUUUCAGAGUUAGCCAAAACCCAAAAUUUUAAUAGUACUUAUUGUGAACCUUGUGUGCAAACACCUGUUUUCCUAACAUCUCUUAGUAUCAAAAACAUUACAAUUAUAAUGCAAAAGCUGCACAUUGGGAAGAUGGAUCUGUUUGCAGUAUUCCAGAUUUGGGGAAAAAAGGUCGUGCCGGGAUUUACGAGUUUUUGAUUUUCCACCCCCCUUAAAUGUCAUGAAGAUUAAGUAGCGCGGCACACGUGAAUAAACGACAUUUGUCACCCUCCCUCUCUUUGCGCCUGGCGCCCCUUCUGUCCCCUUGGAUUGUGUCAUCUUUAUGUUCAGCGAGCAUCACCGCCCCUAAUCUUACGCCCCGCCUCCCCUUGGCAGCACACUGCACAGUUGCCCCUAACCCCUGCUGGAAUUUAAUUACCACUGCGCUUUUCAAUUGAAGCGGCAUUGACAAGAGAGAGGGGGCAAGAACGAGACAACAGAGACUGUUUCAUUUGAAGCGCCUCUCUCUUUACGCUUUAAUUCUCAAUCAUUUUUUUUUUUCUUCAAUGAGCCACCGAUUUUUUUUUUUUUUUUAAUCAAUGUCAGCGCUUGCUUAUUUUUGCUUUGAUCAAUAGAAUCUAAGAAAGCUAGAACAUUAUUUCAGUUAACAGGAAAUUGAGCAAAAUGAGCCAAGAAGAGAGGAGAAAAAUGCAGUUUUGUGCGGACAGAUCCGAAUUAAAGUGCAUACGACACGAGAAAAAAAGUCUUUUGAUUGAUUGAUUUUUAUUUCGAGCAAUAACAACAACAAAAAACAAGUAUGGAAUAAAAAAUAAAAUAAAAAUAAAACAGUAAUGAUGAUUGUAACAAAAAUAAUAACAAUACAUACACGUGUAGCUCGAAAAGGAGUGGGAAGAAGCCGAGCUUUUUUGUGUCCCACCCCCAUUUCACUUCAAAAAUUCCAUGGAAAUGCAGUCACUUCCCUACAACAACUGUACUAAUCAUAAUGAUUACAUCAAUAAUAAUAACAAUAGUUGCAGUGUAUAUAUGUAUAUGUAUAUAUCAGGGGUCGCGUUAACCGGAUAUUUUCCGUCGUUGACCGUUUUUUUAAAACGGUGACGGAAAAAACUGAAAUCCGUCCGUCAUUUUGACAGGUUGCAAUUCACACCCCAGACCACAGGGUGGCGAGUCAGCAUAUUAGCUAUUGUCUCUCUUAAUGCAUGACGUCGUUGGCUCUUCUGUCAGAAUAUUGUAGCGUCACCGGGGUCCGGCGGCGGCACCGUGAUUGACACAUCAACGCGCGGUGUGCCAGCGCGUCAUCCAAUCACCCAAUCACAUGACGUCACAACUCCGCCCCCCUGACCGGAGCCGCCAUAUUGUGUGUCAGCUCGUGAUAUUUACACAUUACCGCUACGUACAUGCCUCCUAUUACGGCGUGUUUUUCUGCUCGUUAAUAUUAAUAAUCAAAAUGGUGAAGAUGAGAGCGAGAUGGACUGCUGUAAUUCGACAAGAAGUCUGGGCACCAAACGAUCACCACAGACUAUGUAGUAGUCUUUUUAUAUCUGGUAAGAUGCAUUUAAUAUAUAUUUAGAAGAUUUUGGGCUGACAACCACAAUUAAGAUCAUUGUGUGACGUUGGUGAUUGGGGUCUAUAUCGUUGCCUCUUUUUCUUUGGGGGCGGAGUUGUUGGUAAGCAGAGUAAAAAGGGAGAAAAAUACCACGACUUCCGUGUCUAAUUUUUCGCCGCCAAGCAAGUGUUACAAUAUUAAUUAAAAAUGAAUGAAAACUAAAUACUAUUGAAUAUGUCAUCAUUAUCAUUUAAAAAAUUUAAGUGACGGGUAAAAAUAGACUAUGACCGGAUUUUUAUGACCCUGUCAGUCAAAAUGACAGACAACGAAAAUGUCUAGCGCAACCUCUGGUGUAUAUAUAUAUAUAUACACACACGCACACACACAUCACUAAUAAUACAUAUGAGUAACUAUUACAUAUGUACUAAAUAUUAUACAUAAAACAUGUAAUAUUUCUACAUAUACCCAAGACAUUUAAAGACCUCUUUCUGUAUAUCGUGACCAGACCUGAUGUUUAUACAGCAAUUUGACACUGCUUAUAAUGUAAUCCCAAACUGUUCCAGAGUUUUACCCCACAUACAGACACCCAGAAUCCUUUAAGAGUAGUACGAAAUUUUGGUCGUGAAAAGUUGGCAAAUCUUCUCAAAUUAUGAGAUUGCUCUUGCACUGUAAAAAGACAUUGUAAAUUGAGGGGUAAUAACUUAUGAAAUGCUUUAAAUAAAAAUAUUGAUGUGUUGUAUUUUACAAGAUCAUUACAUUUUAACAGUUUUGAUUGAGUAAAUCAUGAGCGUGAUCUAAAAAACCCACUUUGUGUAUAAUCCGAAUUGCUACUUCUGUAACUAAUGGAUAUAAUGCACUUUGUUAAGUGUUCCCCCAUACUUCGACACAAUAUGAAAAGUAUGGGAGUACCAAAGUGCAGUAUAAAAUCCAAAGUGCAUUUACAUCAAGGUAUUGUUUUUCUUUAUUUAUGAUUGACAGACAUUUGGAGAUUUUGUUUUUCGUUUAAUCUGAUGUGGGGUCUCCAUGACAGCUUAUUAUCAGUUGUAACACCAAGAAAUUUAGUUUCAUUUACAUUUUCAAUUGGUAGACCUUCAAUUAUUAUUUUCAACUCUGAAUUAGCUAUUUGAUUACCAAAUAAUAUUGCCUUUGUUUUCUUAAUAUUGAGGGAUUAUUUAUUUAUAUCCAUCCACUUCUUUAUGGCUUUUAGUUCCUUAUUCACGGUAGUUACUAGCUCGCUAUAAUUAUCACUACUAUAGAAUAUGUUGGUGUCGUCAGCAAAUAAAAUAAGUUUUAAAUGCACUGGAUACGUGGAAGAUAUCGUUCAUAUACACAAUGAAAAGUUUUGGUCCCAACACAGACCCUUGAGGGACACCACAGCUAAUGUGAAGUGUGCCAGAUAUGUUCUCGUCCAUCUUAACAUAUUGUAUCCAUUUUGAUAAAUAGCUUUUCACCCGAGUCCCUAGCCACACACACACACCCCAAAUUUACUUGUAAAAUUGAGGGGAAAUUAUUGUACCUGUUUAUAACGCGCACCCUAAUUUUAGCACCAAUAAAUAGAAGAAUAUAAGAAAACAGUGCUCAUGUACAGAUACAGAAAUGUCAUUUUACUGACUGGUGAAACACAGCACAAGCAUGGCACAUUGGUAGUUCAAAACAUUACCAUAAACGGACAAUAUUUACGGUAAUAUUAUGACAACUUCUCCAACUUACCAGAAUCUAGGAGAAAACAAAACAGAUGUGACUUUUCUUUUAAAGGCUAUUGUAUAACUUGCUCGUUUCAUCAUGAUGAAUAAAUGUUUCUUCCAUGGAUUGAUACGGUAAAAUGAAAGUUAGAACGUAAGUCGGAAAUCCGUGAGAGCUCAUCGCUGUCAACACGUCAGUAACAAUAGGAACUAUUGUUAUUGUUGUUGUCGAUUUUCUACGCUGAUCGGCAAACCGCCCGGCGGAGAGCAAUUUACAGCUCGUUCCCCUGCUAAUACGGACAGGAGAGCUCGCCAAGGAAGCAGCUGGACAAUGACCGCUGAACAUUUACAUGCCAAUCCAUGAUCAAACGUAAGUAGUCCUUUAUUUAAAGAAAGUUUACUUUGUAAUCACUGUAUUCGCGACUAUUUUUUAACCCAAAGUUGCAAUUUCUUAUCGGUCGUAAAAUUUGACAGAACACCGGGCACUUGAAGAUGGGAAUAAGCCGAGUAUACUUGCAGUGCUCUCCCGGCAGGGGGGAUGUGCGACAAGCCGCCGUUCGUCGGCCGAAGGGACAAGGAGCAUGUCACAAAAUGCAAGCCACCUACAUAUUAAAAUGAUCCCAGUACUUGCCAUAAUACAAAACACGAUGUUUACUCACUUCCUCAUAAGUCCCAUGGUCCCACAGUAGCAGGGCUUGUUUUGGCCAAUAUCCACCGGUGAAUGGGAACCUUUUGAAACCCCAAAAAGGCGCACAUGCCUCUCCCUCCUACAGCAAGAUUUUUCUGCAGCCAUUGGGCUGGCGUGAUGCGAAAAAUAAACGUAUUAAUCCGCAAAAUCUGCUGAAUCCUUAGUCCUUGUCGUCAGUGUUGUCAGUAACGCGUUACUGUAAUCUGAUUACUUUUUUCAGUAACGAGUAAUCUAAUGCGUUCAUUUUUCUACACCAGUAAUCUGAUUAAAGUUAAUUUCCUUAGUGUCUCUGCGUUACUAUUUUUCAUUGCCUCAUAACUUAUGUAGAAUGAAGAAUAUUGUAGUCAUGUACGAAGAGCAUUUUGAAUAGAAAAUGCUAAAAUAAAAGGUUCCCGGUACGUGUUUCCAUGACAACCUCUUAGCCAUUUCCUGUUUUGGUCUCGCGUCACGUGUUGUGGGACUGAGGUGGGUGGACAUUCGCGCCGAGUAUUGAGACGUUGUGAGGGAAUGUUGAUCUGUGGAUAUCCAUGAAUGAAGGUGAGUAUUUUUCCUUCAUUCUGGAGGGUAUCAGCAAAAGGUUGGACCCCUUACAUGCGCGGCCGUUUCGUAGCUUUGCCGUAGCAACGACAGGCAGUCAUCGCUCCAAGUUAGCAAGCUUUGUUUACAUCAUAUGCGUGUUGCACAUUCAUGCCGUGAGGUGAUGUGUUCGUUUAGCAUCUGUGGGAUGUUUUGUAAGUCCGACUGAGUGUAAAAUGCUUAGUUGCCGCCACGAUUUGUGGCCAAAUUGACCGCGUGUGUUGAGAGGAGUACUUCCGGGUUGUUAAUGUGCACGGCUGCACGCGCAUCCGCGCCCGCCACCACCUUUGUGUUUAUUGCACUGUACAAUCCACUUGUGUGUUGUUGAUUAUUGUGCCGUCGGUUUGCAUUGUUUUACAUUGGCACUGAUAUGCUGUUAAUCAUAACCCGAAAUUCAGAUGUUUUGACUUUAGGCUUAAUCUUAGAGUCAGCGGGGUUUAAUUGGUCGGUGGAGUUGAUUUUAAAAAAUUCCAAGCAGUUUGUCUGAUAUUUGUUAGUUUCAGGGCUCCGGAGUGGCUAAGCUCGCGCGAAAUUCUGAUAUUCCCCUUUAAAUUCAAUCAUCGGAAAGUCAAUUACAUGUGAUGACAUUUUUCUGUUGUCAUUCUUAUUUUGAGGCGGCAAAGGGAGAAAAAUGGGUAAAAAGUAACGAUGGAUUACUUUUAAAGUAACUUAGUUACUUUGAUAAAGAAGUAAUCAGUAAAGUAACUAGAUUACUUUUUUGAGGCGUAAUCAGUAAUCAGUAUUUAAAUUACUUUUUCAAGUAAUCUGUGUCAACACUGCUUGUCAUACAACGGUACGGCUGUAUAGUGAAGAGGACUCCUUCUUCUGUUUAUGUCACAGCGCCCUCUUUCUCAACUCAAGACAGUUGCCGGAAAUCGCUCAUUUUCAUGGUGCGGGAUUAAAAAAACUAAAUAAAUAUAGCGAUCGCUUCCACACACAUUCAAGUGGUCCAUAGGGUUGUUCCGAUCAUGUUUUUUUGCUCCCGAUCCGAUCCCGAUCGUUUUAGUUUGAGUAUCUGCCGAUCCCGAUAUUUCCCGAUCCGAUUGCUUUUUUUUUUUUUUGCUCCCGAUUCAAUUCCAAUCAUUCCCGAUAAUUUUUCCCGAUCAUAUACAUUUUGGCAAUGCCUUAAGAAAAAAAGGAAUAAAACGAAUAUAUACAUUCAACAAACAGUACAUACGUAAGUACUGUAUUUGUUUAUCAUGACAAUAAAUCCUCAAGAUGGCAUUUUCAUUAUUAACAUUCUUUCUGUGAGAUGGAUCCACGGAUAGAAAGACUUGUAAUUCUUAAAGGAUAAAUGUGACUUUGUACAUUGUGACUAAAUAUUGCCAUCUAGUGUAUUUGUUGAGCUUUCAGUAAAUGAUACUGCAGCCAUUUAACUUCUGCCCAAAUGCAUGAUGGGAAGUGCAACCAUGACUGUGCGUAGAGGCACCAAUUGAUAUAUCUUCUCUGCGUUGGGAAAGAACAUAGGGUGUUAAGAAAAAGAUCAACUACUACCUUUCUUCCCCACAUUGCCUCCCACGUUAUUUUUAAUUGCUGAGAGAGGUAUUGUAAGGCUUUAGCCACAUAAAAAAUGGCUCCAAAGGCUGUCAAAAUUCUCUCUACUCAUUAUACGCUGCCUUUUAGCGCUAUCUAUAGGUAAAACGGCGUCUUUAUAGAUCGAACGCGACAAUGCGUGAGUGGGUCGUGCAGCGCAUGCGUUAAUUAUUUAACGUGAACAAUUAAAAAAAAUUAAUUACCGCCGUUAACCCAAUAAACUUGAUAGCCCUACUUUAAGCCAAAACUACUCUGGAUGAGUGUAAGACAUUUUGUCUGUAACGGUAAAUACAAUUAGAAAACGAUUUAAAUAAAAACUAUAUAUAUAUAUAUAUAUAUUAAAAAAAAAGGCAUGUCCGAUAUUUUUUUGCCGAUUCCGAUACUUUG
Molecule: messenger RNA, 8128 nt
Organism: Corythoichthys intestinalis (scribbled pipefish)
Lineage: Eukaryota; Metazoa; Chordata; Actinopteri; Syngnathiformes; Syngnathidae
Gene: mvk
Product: mevalonate kinase
Exons: 10
Coding region: 249-1406 (385 amino acids)
Biological process (GO): isopentenyl diphosphate biosynthetic process, mevalonate pathway; cholesterol biosynthetic process; isoprenoid biosynthetic process
Cellular component (GO): cytosol; cytoplasm
Molecular function (GO): ATP binding; mevalonate kinase activity
Source: RefSeq, a predicted model, not a curated record